AUGAGACCUCUCCAAUUGCAUCCCAAGAUACGUGCAGCUGCAAGAUGGAAAUACUCGCACACUAGAACGAUUUCCACCGCCAUCCAUCAACCUGAUCGUCUUCCGUGGAACACGCUGGUAUCCAACUUGCAGUACGACCCCCAGGUCGAUUGUAAAAAUGGCAGAGCAAACCUCACGUUUCGGUUUCAGCAUAACCAGAGUGGAUUGCUAAAUUACUUUGUCGAUUCUUUGAUCCGGGUCAUCAACGAUCAGGCAGAUGAACUACGCCGCACUUUUCCAGUAAACUAUGAAACUCCAUCAUCCGAUGAUGUAGUAAUUAGCGAUGAAGUGGCCAUGAGAAUCUUACCUCUUGUCCACACCUGGCGGUCGCAGUGCUGGGACGGAACCUCGGACAAGCACGAAAUGGGAACUACGAACGAUACUGUCGAGUCGGAGCCGUGUUCGCAUACGGAGCACGACAAGGACUGCAAGUGUGCAUUGCCUCUGAAGGAGAGAAAGAUGGCAGCCUUCCUCAGACAGUACGAGGAGAAUGAUUGUUAUUGCUUUAUGCAAGUAAACGGCGAUGCCUUUUUCAACCUCGAGAUCACCAAGACUCUUCUGAUACAGGGAGAAAUCGACACAAUUUUGAAAAUCUUUUCACAUCCAGAUGUUGAUUAUUCCGAAUGGUGGAACCAGGCGGAAUGCCAUUGCAAUGUGAGCGAGUUCAACAUUGGGUUAGAUCAAAUCUACAACAUAGCUUUGAGAUCAUACGUUACCCUCAAUGCACUUCUUCAUUUUCCCCAGCUGUGGGACCAUGCAUUAUCUCAUUCAGAGGAUGCCAAUGAUUACCGGCAACUGUUAGCUUACAAAAAGAUGGUAAUGGAAACCACGAAGACGAAUCCGACGACAGAGGUGGCUACAUAUCCACACAGGCAAUUCUUUGGCAUAACACGGCCCCAAUCCAAUGGUUUGACGGGUCUCAGGGAGCCAAUACCCUGGGAGGAACCCUCAAAGUCUGGGAAGUACUCAAACUUAGAAGUAGUUGGAGUACCUCGUCGACUAGUUGUGCCUCACCAUCCAUUUCAUCCUGACAACUUGGAGAAGCUGCACCUGUAUCUUGAGUAUUGCUGGAAGCUGAUUCUGAGAUGCGUCCUACUAGACCGAGCCCAGGAUCUCAGCUUUGGAGACGAGAUUGAUACGAUCACCAAGAUAGUGAACGAUCUGGGCUCUUGUGGUUGUUGCGGAGGCACGAGCGCUAUGAAAUACGGGCCAUACGGGGGAGAAUCACAAAGAUGGAUGCAUAGGUUCGUUUAA
Clonostachys byssicola is the source of this 1293-nucleotide messenger RNA. Lineage: Eukaryota; Fungi; Ascomycota; Sordariomycetes; Hypocreales; Bionectriaceae. The record is from the annotation of a GenBank genome assembly.